AUGGUAUACAGAGGGAAGCCCAGCCCUGGCUGCGCCUUAUGCCGUGAUAGACGACUAUUGUGCGAUCGGCGUCGGCCGUCAUGUUCCCAAUGUCUUCGGGCGAAUCGCGAGUGCUCGGGAUACCAAGACCUGCAAGCGCUUCGAAUCCACGAUCAAAGUAAAGAGGUUGCUGCCAAGGCUCAGGCUCAGUCUGAGUCUCAGUCACAGUCUCGCCGUGGGGCACGGAAGUCUACGAACCCGUCUACUGCAGCCCAUUCAGCAGCAUUGACCUUGCGAAUGCCCCCAGCUAUUCCAUCCUCAGCGGGUGAGCAGGCCAUGUCUUUUAUAUUCAAGAUAUAUGUGGGCGAUGCACAAAGUCGUGGCUUGCUCUCUUAUUUGCCCAAAUUACUAACCGAUGACCCCUCCACUGCCCUCCAAGCCACGCUCAAAGCCGUAGGGCUGGCUAGCAUGUCGAGGGCCCAUUCACUGCCGGAGUUGAAAUACUCUGCUGGGCUCGAAUAUGGCAAGGCGCUGGUUGCGACCAAUCAUGCGUUGCGAAAUACCUUGGUGGCUAAAUCGGAUUCUACUCUAGCAGCCGUUGUACUGCUAAGCACGUAUGAGAUGAUAACAUCCCCCGAAUCAAUUGGGGGCGAAAAUUUCAUGAGCGGCUGGUCAAACCAUGUCGACGGGGCUACCAAACUGCUCGAGUUACGAGGCAUGGAACAAAUGGAAUUCCCGGCUGGCCGGGCCUUGUUCACCCUUGUUCGUAUGCAGGUUGCAUUCAACAACAUAUUCAGCAGACAACGCCGCUCACCCCAGCUCACGGCUCUAUCACUGGCGGCAAAGACCUAUCGCGACAGUGACUCGCAAUCAAUCGAAGAUUUCUACGCCAUCGUAGUCCAAUUAGCUGAUCUCUCCAUCGAAAGCGAUAAGAUAUUUACAGACAAUACCUCCGCCAACCCAGUUGAUAUCAUCAGGAAAGCACUUCAUCUCGAUGCCGACCUGGUUUCAUGGGCACUUUCCUUGAAUCCUACCUGGCGGUACAAAACCAUUGAAACACCGCAUGUAACCAACACCAACUACCAUCAACCAUACUCCUUCUACCAUGGCAACAAAUACCACGUCUACCCAAACGUCGACCUCGCCUCGAUGUGGACAAACUACCAUCAAACACGCAUCAUCAUCCAAGGAAUAAUCCAAGCAAUGUGCGGGCAACUCUUAAAGUCUGAUCCCGCACACGACUGCCAACACACUCUACUCCAGUCCAUCGCAAUCAGCAAGCAAAUGGUCGCGGAUAUCUGCACCAGCGUGCCAUUUUAUUUUAUUUCUGGCGAGACGGGUAUCGGUGGAUUAUUGCGGCUCUCGUGGCCGCUGUUCAUUGCGGCGGAUUGUGCGGUUACUACGCCUGCGAGAAAGGAGUGGAUUCGGCAGACGCUGGAGAAGAUUGGGGAAGUUGCAGGUAUCCAGCAGGCUCUUACAAUGUCGAGGUUUUUGAAAAGGGGAUAUAUCAUACCCUUUGUCCCUGGGAAUGCGGGGGAGGAGGGGAUCUCAGACUGGUACAUGAGUUUUUCUUUUCACGGUACUUGA
Penicillium daleae is the source of this 1566-nucleotide messenger RNA. RefSeq lists its product as uncharacterized. Gene Ontology annotation, biological process: regulation of DNA-templated transcription. The coding region runs from base 1 to 1566 and encodes 521 amino acids. The record is from RefSeq and is a predicted model, not a curated record. The transcript has 4 exons. Gene Ontology annotation, molecular function: DNA-binding transcription factor activity, RNA polymerase II-specific; zinc ion binding. Lineage: Eukaryota; Fungi; Ascomycota; Eurotiomycetes; Eurotiales; Aspergillaceae.